AUGCCGGACGGUCGUCUAUCGCGGCUGCUGAGGGCGAAGCUGCUGCGGCGAUCGUCGACCUCCGCCGUGACCGAGAGAGCAAAUAAUGGGGCGGAUCCGGACAUCGAGCCCGACGGGAACUCGAGUUCCAGCUCGCUCUCCAUCUCCUCUCCGCACUCGCGCCGCCAGGGCUCCCAGAGACCCCGUCCCUUUAGUUGCGCUUCGUCGCUGCCGGUCGAUUCUCCUGGCGAUACUGACUCUCCUGCCAGUCCUGCUGUCGACCCGGACGCCACCACCGGGCCGGUGCACGAUCCCAGUGCGCACCAGGCAGCGCGCGAGGGGGCACUGGGAGCGCGUGCCGACGGCCACGACUCGCACGUCGGCCAGAAAGCGACCAGAAGAAAGAGGUUCAGUCUUCGAGAUCAGGUUCGAAGUCCAGGACGAGAAACGACCGGUUCCACCGUCCCGCCAGACCGCGCCGGCUCUGCGCCCCGGACGCCCACUACCGAUCCAGCUUUUACGCCCUCCUCGACCACGUCCAUCUCGCGUCCGGUAUCAGGGCAGUCGGACGCAUAUUCGACCGUCCAGGGUCGGGAACGAGCUGUCUACACUGGCCAGUCUCAAUUGAGCCCUCCUACUGUCUCCGUGUCCGAGGCCCCGUCUCACUCGCAGUCGACCCCGAGGCCUCCUCUCGCACCCGCCACUCCAGGGAACUUCAAACGCCCCAGCAUUGCUGUGCGACGGCAGUCCCUCCUCCCACUCUCCCAGCAGCAUCUGGUCAAGAACCUGCUGGAGCCGGGGCUGCUGUCUCAGCACGGGGAUCAGUUCUCGAACCCGUUCGCCACAGCACCGCCCGUGAUGGUCACACGUAAGAUAUGGGUCAAACGACCCGGUGCGUCUGCGACGUUGGUGACUGUGUCGGAGGAGGACUUGGUAGAUGACCUACGUGAUAAUGUUAUGUGGAAGUAUCCCAACUCGCUUGGGAAGAGUGUCGACUCCCCAGACUUGCUGAUUAGGAUUACACCGCGGGAGGGUUCAAACCGUCAUGAACGAUUACUGAAUCCGGAGGAGUCCCUGGUCGCCGUUAUCGAUACCUACUAUCCCGGUGGACAGAGUGUACAAGAAGCACUGAUCAUUGAUACCCCUCAGCGACGGACACCCAGGCCAUCGCCCGGUAUUUACUACCAUCAUUCAGAGCCAGGUGAACAUGGGGAGUACUUUCCGCUGAUGCCAGUUAAUGUCAACGUCGGGACCCCUCCAGCACACGGAUCCAGUGCUGUUUCUACGGGGAGCGGCGUAAGUGGUGUACAUCAGACUCCCUCGAUAUCUGUUCUCACGACCGGAAAGGUGCCUCCACUACCGUCCCCAGGAGGUCGGUCUCAUCGACACCAACGCCGGCCUGGUAUUCUUCGUCAUCCUACAAACUCCCCUACCCUUAUUGCAUCGGCAGCCGUGGCAAAAGAUGGCACUCCUAGUGUAAAUGGUCAGGCUCCAACACCUGCACCAUCGAUUCCGACACCGCCAGCACCCCCACCAGAGUCUCCUCAAGCUAAGAGUCUUACUCCUCCCGCUCGUGGGCCUUCUCCCCGCCCACCUCGGAAGCCCAAGAAGAACAACGGUGUAACAUCCCCCGGAGCAGCUUUCGGUGGACUUAUUGAAGGCACUGUCCCGCCGAUUAACGUGCUUAUAGUGGAGGACAAUGUCAUCAAUCAGAAGCUCUUGGAGGCCUUUAUGAAACGUCUGAGCGUUCGUUGGCAGUGUGCUCCGAACGGCGAAGUGGCUGUCAAGAAGUGGCGACAAGGCGGAUUUCAUCUUGUCUUGAUGGAUAUUCAGCUUCCAGUGAUGAACGGUCUGGAGGCAACGAAAGAGAUCCGGCGGUUGGAGCGUCUGAACGGAAUAGGAGUGUUCUCGAAGACCGCUUCGGGCCGUUCCAGCGCAGCUAGCACCACCGCAACUUCCCCUUCGGAGAAUGGCCUACCUGGUUCCCAGAAUCAGUUGAGGGAAGAAGACGUGCUCGAGGACCUGUCGCUGUUUAAGAGUCCUGUCAUCAUCGUUGCAUUGACAGCCAGCAGCUUGCAGAGCGAUAGACAUGAAGCCUUGGCUGCUGGCUGUAACGACUUCUUGACAAAGCCUGUUGGAUUCCCAUGGUUGGAACAGAAGGUGACGGAAUGGGGCUGCAUGCAAGCUCUCAUUGACUUUGAAGGCUGGAGAAAAUGGCGAGGAUAUGCGGACUCUGUCCCGUCAAUUGGCGUUGCAUCUGGCACCGCGGGCAGUCAUAUUGACAAGGCCGGCGAGCCCAUGGCGAAGGCGAUAAGCCCCCCUCCAUCGACCAUAACCUCUCCGACGCGAGUAAGACAUCGAGCGGCAAGCAGAAGCGGUACGGACAGUGCUCCUAUAAGACCAACUGCGGCAGGACCUGUGCUCUCGUCUAAUAGUGGCAGUACAGGGACAGAUUCGCCGGCCAGCUUUACCACGUCGGUGGAGAAAGGAGCAAUGUCGCCCGAUAUUCAGGAAUUGGAUCGCGAGGACACAUGA
Molecule: messenger RNA, 2514 nt
Organism: Paecilomyces variotii
Lineage: Eukaryota; Fungi; Ascomycota; Eurotiomycetes; Eurotiales; Thermoascaceae
Product: putative response regulator
Exons: 3
Coding region: 1-2514 (837 amino acids)
Biological process (GO): osmosensory signaling via phosphorelay pathway
Cellular component (GO): Mcs4 RR-MAPKKK complex
Molecular function (GO): phosphorelay response regulator activity; protein kinase activator activity
Source: RefSeq, a predicted model, not a curated record